AUGCUAACCAUAGAGGAAUUUGUAGCUCAUUCUUUAAGUGUGAACUGCCUGAAGAUUGGGAGGAAAUCGUCAAGAGUUCUUGUGACUGGAGGAGAAGAUCACAAGGUUAAUCUUUGGGCUAUUGGCAAGCCUAAUGCUAUACUGAGUUUAUCGGGCCACUCCAGUGGAAUUGAUUCAGUUAGCUUUGAUUCUUCGGAGGUUUUGGUAGCUGCUGGAGCAGCAAGUGGUACCAUUAAGCUUUGGGAUCUGGAGGAGGCUAAAAUCAUCCGCACCCUCACUGGCCACCGAUCCAAUUGCAUAUCUUUGGACUUUCAUCCUUUUGGCGAGUUUUUUGCAUCUGGGUCUCUGGAUACAAAUUUGAAAAUAUGGGAUAUUCGAAGGAAGGGGUGCAUACAUACUUACAAGGGCCAUACUCGAGGUGUUAAUGCAAUUAGGUUUACUCCUGAUGGCCGGUGGGUUGUAUCUGGUGGAGAGGACAACACUGUGAAGUUGUGGGAUCUAACCGCGGGCAAGCUUUUGCAUGAUUUCAAAUGCCAUGAAGGCCAAAUUCAGUGCAUUGAUUUUCAUCCUCAUGAGUUCUUGUUGGCAACAGGUUCAGCUGACCGGACUGUUAAGUUCUGGGAUCUUGAAACUUUUGAGCUCAUUGGUUCAUCUGGACCUGAGUCCACAGGUGUGCGCUCCAUGACUUUCAACCCUGAUGGAAGAACCUUGCUUUGUGGCUUGCAUGAGAAUUUGAAAGUUUUAUCUUGGGAACCAAUCAGAAGUCAUGAUACAGUGGAUGUGGGGUGGUCUAAAUUGUCCGACAUGAAUGUUCAUGAAGGGAAGCUUCUUGGAUGUUCUUACAAUCAAAGUUGUGUUGGAGUAUGGGUUGUAGACAUUUCGCGUCUUGAACCAUAUGCAAUGCCCAGUACUGCUCGGUUAAAUGGUGAUUUUGAUGCAAAAUCUAAUUCUGGUAGUUCGACAGUGCUGACUGAGGAUAAUGUGAAGUCCAAUUUUGGUAGGCUUUCCAUUUCACAUGAUUCUGAUUCUGUCAAGGAAACCAGAUCUCACAUGAGGCUUUCUGCCCAGCAGAAUUCAGAUCUUAAUAAAGAUUCUAAAUCAGUAGCAUCUACUGUCAGUAUUCCGAGUACUCCGCAAAGGUCGAAUGUUAGUGCUGUUUCAAAAGCAAGUCAGACCAAUUCAUCAGUAGUUGGUUCAACAAAUCCAAGGCGACAAACUGCAAAGGUUCAGUCGACAGUGAGUGCACCCUUAUUCAACAGAUCUGAUGUAGCACCUGUGGUUGUGCCUAGAAAUAAUCCACGGGUAGAGCAGGCUGCUGAAUCCAGAAAAGAUGAUGUUCCAGUAAAUACAGUAGCUCUACCUUUGCAGUCUAGAAAAUCUGAGUUUCGCAAAUUUGUAAAUGCUAAAGAUGACGCAGAGAGGAGUGCUUCUUCCCAGUCCGAUAAUGAGCUCCCGAGGGUUAUGGAUUUAAGUUUCUCAGAUAGAAGUUUGGGUAAUUCAGUUAAGAGUUCGCUCAGUGUGGUUGCUGCAUUAGAUAGAAAAACCAGAGACGAUAAGCCUAUGCUUUCCAGAAAAGUUGACACAAAUGCUACUGUUGAUGCUCCUGCCAGAUUCCAGCAUGAAAGUUAUGAACUCCGAGGAAACAAUACGAGCAUGGAUACAUCUCAUGUAGAAGGUCAAAAAGGAGGUAGAACACAUUCCGUUGUUUCAAACUGGGAACAGAGAGGUAGAAUUUCUUACCGUCCAGGUCUUCCUUCAAGCAAUGUCUCUGGGAAAUUUACUGCUAGAAGCUAUGCUUUAACUGAAGAACAUGAGUCAGUCUCUGCUAGUGAUGAAGAUACUAUCGCGGACAUGAUGGAAAUGCAUGAUGAAUUUAUUGGCGUGAUGAAAUCUCGAUUAGGCAAACUGCAGGUAGUCCUUAACUUCUGGCAAAGACAUGAUAUUAAAGGAGCCCUCAGUGCAAUUGGCAAAAUGGGUGAUCAUAGUGUGCUAGCUGAUGUAAUUACCCUUCUGGCAGAAAAAACUGAUGUGGUGACAUUAGAUAUUUGUUCAUCUCUUCUGCCACUCUUGACUGGACUUCUUGAAAGUGAUAUGGAUAGGCAUAAAGAUAUUGCAUUGGAUAUGCUUCUGAAAGUGGUCAGAGUGUUUGGUUCUGUCAUCUAUUCUUCUUUAUCAGCACCAUCAUCUGUAGGCGUAGAUAUUGAAGCUGAACAAAGGCUGGAACGUUGCAAUCAAUGCUAUGUGGAACUCGAGAAAGUAAAAUGCUGCUUGUCUACUCUUUCUAGACGAGGAGGCACUAUUGCCAAGUCCGCUCACGAACUGAAUCUCGCUCUUCAGGAAGUUUCAUGAUUGAUUAACUAUUCAUAAUGUACAAGCUCUACACAAUUUACAGCUGGUAAAACUGGUUAUUGCUUCAAGGGACUGCAAAUUGUCGUAAACAAUGAAGGUUGCACGUAUUUGUUCCACGAGUUUGUUUGAAUUCAUGCUCAGUGGAAGAACUAGUGACUGAUUUUUUUUUUUAUAUUUACUUAGAAAAACAACUUAACCAACGUACAGCCUGUUUUCAAACUGGCCGGCGCAUGACUAGACCUAUCUUACUGCUAUGUUGUCUUAACCUGAAUAUAUCAACUUGUUAUUCUUGAGUGGAAGUUGAUGAUUGUUGCCCCUCGAGAGAGAUUUGUACAAACAUGGUAUCAUGUAAAUUUUUUUUCUGUAUCUUUUAUUUUUUUAUUUAAAUGUUCAAGUGUGUCAGCCUGUAGUAGGAACGAGGAAGUGCUGCUACUCUGCGGUUGUGGUUUUGUUAUGUUUCGAGAGGUUUUGAGUUUUGGGUAACUACUGCAAAACAGUGUGUUGGGAGAUGUCAAAAAGUGGCCAUGCUUAUUGAUACUAGUGCACGUGCAUGCCAUACAUGAUUUAUAUUUUUUUAUGAUUGGAAAUCAUGUUUCUUUUAUAUUUAUAUAUGGUUUAAUUAUUUUUUGUUA
Molecule: messenger RNA, 2981 nt
Organism: Striga asiatica
Lineage: Eukaryota; Viridiplantae; Streptophyta; Magnoliopsida; Lamiales; Orobanchaceae
Source: the annotation of a GenBank genome assembly